This is a messenger RNA of Rhopilema esculentum, 2341 nucleotides long. RefSeq lists its product as uncharacterized. NCBI's taxonomy places the organism in Eukaryota, Metazoa, Cnidaria, Scyphozoa, Rhizostomeae, Rhizostomatidae. The record is from RefSeq and is a predicted model, not a curated record.
UUUACCGGUAGAAUGCAUUGUUUUCGAAGGACCUAUGAGCGACGACAUGCAAAAUGCUGGCUCCGUCUAGCCGGGAUUCGCAUGAAUAAUUAAGUGCGCGGCGCUGUGAUACCGAAAUUCGUCGAACGACAGAUGGCACAGGGAUCACAGAGGACAGAUAAAAGACCUGCUUUCUCAUAAUUCGUGUGGAUUCAGUCGUGGGAAUAAGCAAGAGAGCAACGUAGUUGAAUAACGUGCAGACAGAUUUACAGUUGCUAAAGGGGUUGCUUCUUCGAGUGAAAUAAGGUACUGACGGAGAAAGAAGCUGAAGUACUUGUGAUUCAACGCAUAGAAACGAAGUUCUACAAGACAAUGAGAACAAAUCGAGGACUCUCAAAAGCAUACGAGUGUGAAGACACCUUGCAAUUUCUGGACGAGACAUUAACAAGUUACAAGCAGAUGCUAAACAAAGAAAACGCGAUUAGCAGAAGUAAUCGUGCAUUUCCAAGAGAUAGCUGCACUGAUAACAGUGAAAAACAGGACGGAAAUUCAUCAGAUAGCAGUCGAAAGGAAAUCGCGUUCAAGAACUGGUUACAGACAGUGUUGACUGGUAGUUGUUCGAGAGAAGUCAUGGAUUCAGGACAUUCCAUAACAUGCGAAACUAGCCCCUAUCAUACAUGCAGACAUGAUCUUCAGAAGUGCGGCUUCAGGACAGAGCUUGAUUGUACUAAUGGCUGCAGAAGAAAGACUGAAACUUUUCCAGCUUCGUUUUUCACUGAAUGCAACUUAGGAAAGCCGGAUGAAAGGCGAUUUUGCGAACCGCUAAAAUCUCCUUGUCAUUCUUAUUCAUUAAAAAAUAACUACGAAUCAUCCACUAUUUCAAGCUCUUAUUCUUUCAACGAAGAGGAGCACGAAAAUUCAGCUGACGAUGUUUUCGGUUCGAUCUAUGACAGCAAAUUUUGUGGAUUUCAGUACGAGAUGGGUAAAUCAGAAUCGGGUGCUUGUAAAACUCGGAAUGGAUCAUGGUCAGAUUCUGGAUACUGUUGCGAUAAAUCUGACUCUGACAACAGCAGAUUCAGCAGUCUGUCUUUUGGUGAUAGCCAAAAGCUUAAAAACGAUAAUAAUAUAGAUUCCUGUUAUUCUGAAUUUUCGAAACAAACCGAUGACCAGAUGAUUGAAAAGAAAAUUGCAGAACUUUCUGAAACCAUACAGCGUAUGAGUUUCAACGGCGAAUUGAAGGACGCUGCAGAAUUGAACGAACAAGUAUUCGAUCCUGAGCUUUACACUGCCGAGGAACUGGAUAUAUUACAAAAACUACUGAAAAACCCCGAAAAUUCUCACGAAACAACGAAAGAACUUUCGGACAUUGGCCGGGAUAUCUCAUCAAACGGGUGGAAAAGAAGACACGCAAAAGCAAAACAGACGAUUGGUCAGUUUUUCCGAAAAUUUGUCGGAGGAAUCCGAAAGUUUUCGUCAGAAAAACAAGAUUCGAAAACGGAGAAAACGGAUUCUCGUUACUCAAUGGACAGCUGCAGAGAGGUAUCAUCGAAAUUGAAAAAAAGAUCAAAAACAAGAAACCGCUCACGUUCGCUGAGUCCAUUUCUGAAAAACCGACGCUCUUCAGCUGUGAAAACACCAAAGAAAAAGUUUUCUCUGUCAAAAAAAGGCAAUAAGAAAAUUCAACGCGCAAGCAGCUACUCCUCGUUAUUCGGACGACGAGGCAGUUUGUUUUCGCAUUACGAGCAAAGUGACAAUAUCCAACGUGCAAGAAGAUCAGUAAGCUUCAACGCUCUGCAUACGCAGGGACUUGAUUUCUUCUAUGAAGAACCAAAAGCAAAAUUCGUGGACCAACAAAGCGAAGAUGUGACGUUUCUCGAUGUCAUUGAUUACUGCUACUCGUGUAGAAUGUGUUCGUGUGAUUGUUGCGACCAGAUUUGCCCCUGCGAACAGUCUGCAGAUUUGAGUUUUCAUUUGAAAAAUGAGGAUUAUGUUACAGAGCAACAACUAGUACCACCUCUCAGUAUAAACGUUAGCGAGGAAAGAUCAGCUUUCACAAGAAGAAUCACAAAGUUAAGAGACAGUUCGUGACUUUGUUGAAAGACAGUAAUAUAAAACGAAAUUGAUUUUGAAUAGCCAGAGUUGAAUAGUAAUUUUUGUGAAUUUGUAAAUACAACUGUUGUUUUUAAAGAAUUUGUUUAUUUUGUUGAUUUUUAAAUGCGACAAAUAUUUAGUGGAACAAGAUACGGUAUUAAAUGCAAUUAAGAAGACUUGUCACCACGAUUUUUCACAAAAAUCAAAUUAAGGGUUCGACUGAAAGGCUAUGUUUGAAAUGAUUUAAAUUUAUAUGAUUGAGCUUAAGAAA